GCCGGAGAAUAAAAUCUAACCUUCAAAAAACAGCUGAUAGCAUGUGCCCACAGUGUUACCCUACAUUUACCUAUUAUUAAUUCAAAACAAUAGCAAUUAAAGUCAGUUUUAAUCUCUAAAAAUGUUGAGAACUAGAGGAAAAUUGUGCCACCACGUGCACUUCAUCUCAAGCAAUAUGAAAAUGGAGCAGAAGAUUCUCCAGUGCUCCAUUUCAUCUUUCCACUCAGACCUUCAGAGAAGAAAUUCGAAGAAAUUUUCCUCUCAGAGUUUGCAGUACAAUAAAUCAUGGAGUCAGUGUAAAUUCUUCGGGGGAAUGAGUUCCUCUGGAUUACUGAGGAAUGAAAGGAUCAAUUUUGCCUGUCAAUCUGUCAGACACUGGUCGGAUUUCCCCACUUCCCUGGUGCCUCCCAUCCCUCGAUACGAAGGAAUGACAAAAAUACUAGUGGACAGUCCUCCCAUAGAAUUCAUUCAGAAUCAUCUUAUCAUCCUGCACUCCACCCUGGGGCUGCCUUGGUGGGCUACCAUCGUUCUUCUCACGUGCACAGCCAAGACUCUGAUCACUCUACCUAGUGCAUUGUACCAGCAACACAUUCUGGCAAAAUCCGCGAAUUUAAAGUGGGAAAUGGACGAGAUUGUGGACGACCUGAAGAGAGACGCCAACUACAGAGUUCAGGUGUUGGGGUACACUGAGGACGAGGCGAGAGCUUUGUACAAUAAAGCAUUCAGAGACAAGUGGCAUGAGUUGAUAGUCAGGGACAACUGCCACCCGAUGAAGGGGUUCGUACUACUCAUGACCCAGCUGCCACUCUGGAUAUGCCUGUCUGCUGCUGUCAGGAAUCUUUGUUACGUGUUGCCCUAUCCAACUCCACUGGCCCAGAGAACCUUCAUGGAAUUAUCUCACGAGGGAAUCGCCUGGUUCUCGAAUUUAGCUGCAGCAGAUCCCUAUUAUAUUCUCCCAAUAACAAUGGGACUGUGUAAUUUAAUUAAUAUUGAGUUCAACUACAUGAUGAGAGUGAAAGAACCCACGGUAAUCCAGAGGGUAUCGUUGUACGUGUUCCGAGGAAUUUCGUUGGUGCUCGUUCCCAUCGCCUCGAUCGUCCCCUCGGGAAUGAGUCUCUACUGGGCGACGAGCAGUGCCUUCGGUCUUUUCCAGAACAUGUUUAUCGUUGCGCCGAGGGUGCGAAGAUUCUUCAGAAUCGAAGAGACUGAAAACGAAUUACAACACCCGUACAAACACGUACUCAACAAUUUUAAAGCACGAAUCCCUGGAAAAAUUGUUAAAAUCCCAGAGAUUCCGGGGAAGUCAUCCGCAUCAGUCAAAAAGAAAUAAAGAUCAAUUGGAGAAGUGGUGGGAGGCGAUGAGUCGAAAAUAAAUUGUUACCUCUAUUCUCUUAGAAUUGGCGAAUUUGAGGAUAAAUGACUGAUGAAAUAAAUAAUUAAUGAAAAAAAUUACGAGAAAAAUUCUCAACAGAAUUGAGUGCAUAGGAAUGCCAAGGUCUAUUGAUUUCCUUCUGCUGAUAAUUUUCUAUCCAAAAAAUUUUUUAUUUAUGGAAAUUCCCGGCUUAUCGUUGAAACCGAAUUCCCAAUGACUCAUGACUUCAGUCAUGAACACAGCGAAUGUAAAAUUUGCCCGAAAACCGUGAGAUAUAAAUUAGAAUUAUCAUGUGUAAAUAAAGAAGAAGAAUGCUGACAAUAAAUUAUUCGUUAUUCGAGCGAAAUAAAAAAUAGCUGUGGCUCUCGGUGGCCUAUUUAACUUAUCGAAUGGCCCAUCAAUCAUUAUUAUGAAAAAAAAACUGAUUGAAUCACUUCAUUGAUUGAUUCAAAUUGUGAAUUUACUAAUUUAUGAAUUAAC
Molecule: messenger RNA, 1852 nt
Organism: Diachasma alloeum
Lineage: Eukaryota; Metazoa; Arthropoda; Insecta; Hymenoptera; Braconidae
Product: cytochrome c oxidase assembly protein COX18, mitochondrial
Exons: 6
Coding region: 122-1330 (402 amino acids)
Biological process (GO): mitochondrial respiratory chain complex IV assembly; protein insertion into mitochondrial inner membrane from matrix
Cellular component (GO): mitochondrial inner membrane
Molecular function (GO): membrane insertase activity
Source: RefSeq, a predicted model, not a curated record